AUGGAUAUGAUAUACGGUCGAGUUGAUGAUUCGUUCCUCCUGCUCCCAAGAUAUCUGUAUGCCCUGAAGGAAGCGAAUCCUGGCACCUUAUAUGAUUUGGACGUAGAUGUAGACUGCCGGUUCAAACAUUUGUUUGUUGCUCUGUGGGCUUCCAUCUCACCUUUCUACUUUCACCUUCGACCAGUGAUUGUGGUUGACGGCACACACCUGAAGGGCAAAAAUAGUGGCAUUUUGUUUGUCGCCGUGACAAAAGACGGAAACGAGGCAGUUUUUCCCUUGGCGAUCAGUGUCGGUCCGAUCGAGAAUGAUGAGUCGUGGAAGUGGUUUAUGUCACAUCUGAGAGGUGCUUGCGGCGAGCCCGAUAACUUACUUAUUAUGAAGGGUUACAGGCCCGGUGUUGCUGAGCUUUUCCGCCAGGCUGCAUACGCCUACGAGCAAUCAGAUUACACGCGUGCAAUGUCAGCCAUGGCUGCUCUGAAGCCAAAGGCGUACGAGAAGUUGUUGCGCGUAGGCCCGGAGAAGUGGGCACGAUCACAAUGUCCUGUGUCCCGUUACAGCUUCCUUACAUCCAAUGCCGCCGAGAGUUUUAAUGCACGUUUGCUGUGGGCCAGGCGUCUUCCAAUCUGCUCGAUGUUGGAGGCAGUCAGAUUAGUUGUCGAGCAGUGGUUCAACGACAGGCUUGCGGCCGCACAAGAGAGCGAUGAAAAUCUGACUCCGGAGGCAAAACAGAAGCUCAGUGCAGAACUUGUAAAAAGUCGUCGUUACACAGCCAAGAGGACCACCGAGAGAAAAUACAGGGUUCGUGCUAGUGGUCGCCAUUAUAUGGUUGACCUUCAAAAGCAGAGCUGUGAAUGCAACGAAUUCAACGAGGACCAGAUGCCGUGUUCUCAUGCGAUUGCAGCCAUUACUGAGGCGAACGAGUCAGUGGAGGAUUACGUGCACUCUUACUACUGGAACAGUUCACUAGUUGACACAUACUCUGGUGACGUUAACCACUUGCCUCCCAUAGAGAAUUGGAAUAUUCCUUUCCGAAUUGCAUCUCAGCUUAUUUUACCAAAUCUCUCUCGGCGACAAGCUGGUCGUCCAAAGGAAACUCGAGUUCGAUCCGCAGGUGAAAGGCCGACUCAAAACACAUCAACAGCGGAGGCAUCAACUAGUAGCAAGAAACGAGCACCCAAAACGUGUGGUCUAUGUGGCGGGUCUGGUCACACACGUCGAUCGUGCAAGGGUACGGCCACCGAUGCGUAGUCGUAUUUAUUUUUCUGUUUUAUUUAAGUUCAUUUAGAGUUCCCUAGUUUAUUAUAUUAUUCUAAUUAUUAUGAUAUUAUUUCAAUUUCA
This is a messenger RNA of Salvia miltiorrhiza (redroot sage), 1338 nucleotides long. RefSeq lists its product as uncharacterized. Gene Ontology annotation, molecular function: zinc ion binding. Lineage: Eukaryota; Viridiplantae; Streptophyta; Magnoliopsida; Lamiales; Lamiaceae. The transcript is spliced from 3 exons. The coding region runs from base 1 to 1248 and encodes 415 amino acids. The record is from RefSeq and is a predicted model, not a curated record.